UGUUAUCCUUGUUCAACAUUCAGUGAACAACGAAGUUACACGAAUGAUGGCGUUGAUCAUAGGAUCUCCAGGAGGAAAAAAGAGGAAGAAAGAUGAACUGCAAAAGUUCAGUCAAAAAGAACAGGUCUCAUAUGAGAGAGAAAAGGAGGUAUAAUUCGAACGAUGCACGAAGUUCAGCUGAAAAGAACAGACUUCUGCACUAUCCGUAACGUCCGCAACAAGGAACAACGAAAACAACGCAAUUUCGAACGUUAUUUCUAAUGCUAUGUAAUGGUGGGCUGCCUUCGGAAACUUCACUCCUCACCGACAUAUUAUUUUCUUCUUUAAUAUUCAGUGAACAAGAAUAAAGUAAUAUUUCCUGAAUGCACUCCCGCGUUUUUGUCGGUGUUUUUCGUCUUGAAUCGGAUUUCUGAGCCAUUAAACCGUGCAACAAGUUGAGAAAGGAAAGAGUGGAAGCACGUGAAGUAAACGUGGAAGCCAAUUGAUUGAUUGAAUUGAUUGACGAAGAAUUUUUCGACGGAAUUCUUUAACUUGAAAAAUGGCGAAAAACAUAAAUCCCUUGGUGGAUGGUUUUAGGAUUGGGGAUUUGAUAAAUGAAGAUGGAGUUAUGUUUGAAAUUGGGGAUGAUAUUAAUAACAAUGAGGAUGAUGAAGAAUUUUCGUAUUCUCCACAUGUACAAUUUAGCAAUGAAGAGAUGUUAAAUAUGUUAAACAUGAAUAGUAUUGAAGAUGAAGACGAGGAUGAGAAAGAAACUGUAUCACUCUGUGGUAUGAGCUUUUCAAAGCUGAAAACCAAGAUGACUAGCUUAACUCCAAAUGGAAAAGUCAUGAAGUACGUUAAACAGAGAGGUGUUGGAGAAAUUAUACCAAACAAUGCUCAAGCGAUUGUCCAUUAUAUUGGAUAUUUUGAAUAUAGAGAUGAGCCUUUUGAUUCUACUUACUCUAUUGGAAAACCAAGAUCGUUGCGUUUAGGCCAGAGUUUUAUUAUACCUGGUUUAGAAAUUGGUAUACGUUCUAUGCAAAAGCAUGAAAUAGCAAUAUUUUUGAUACAUCCUGAUUAUGCUUACAAGGCUGUUGGUUGUCCACCACGUAUUCCACCUAACGAGGAAGUGAUCUUUGUUGUUCAAUUAGUUGAUUACAUCGACGAUGGUUGUGCACAAACAUAUAAAAAUUUUACCGAAGAGGAGAAACAAUCAUUUCGAUAUGUGGUACAGCCUGUGAAACAUAUGUUUGUGGCUGCUAAAGACUAUUGUACAAAAUUUAACUACAAACAGGCGAUACGAGAAUAUAGAAAAAUUGCUGAUUGUUUAGAAUCAAUCAAGUUACAAAAUGAUUUAGAAGAAAAAGAAAUGAGUGAAUUACUCUCACGAGCUUAUACCAAUCUUGGAAUUUGUCAUAACAAGGAAAACAUGCCUACUAAAGCUUGCUUAGCUUUAAGAAAAGUUCCAAAACCAACAGCUAAAAGCUAUUAUCAUUAUGGACAAGCUUUGCUGAAUAUUGGAGAAUACAAUGAAGCAAUGAAGGCGUUCCAGAAAGCUUGGGUAUUAGAACCGCACGAUGACUCUAUUAGAAAAGCAAUUCGGAUAACGAAUGUGAAACAGCGUGAGUAUCUAGAAAUAGAGAAACGCUUGUGGAAAAAUUGCUUCAGAUCCAACGAAGAACAAAUAAAAGUUAAUGAAUUUCGAAAAGCCGCUCGCGAUUUGUGUGAAAGACUUAUCAACAGUAAUGAUGCAGUAAGACAAAAUCUUUCAGAGGGUUUUACAAAAGAAGAAUAUGAAAUUAUACGUGAGGAAGCUGCUAUAUUAGGAUUAAAUGUUGUUACAUCUGUCAGAUAUGGCAAAGAAACUAUAUUCCUUCAAAAAAGCAAAUCAUAAAAUUACAUUACUGUUUAAAAUUGCAAUAUCCAGAAUUCUUCAAUAUACAUCCUAGUAUUGCAAUUCUUAUAUUUGUUAAUGUAUUACAAUGUUAUGCACCGUUACUUUGACUUUAAAAGAUUCUAUGAUGCAUGCUACUACUCGAUACACCGGAUGUUUCAAAUCACCCGCAUCACCUUUUUAUCUUCGCAGAAUAAGUUCUUCAAUCGAAAAAGUGUUCAGACAAAAGUUGUAGGGUUUCAAAAGAUCUAUUUCCUGGUGCUAUGAGUUUGAUCUUGGGUUACCAAGGUCAGGUCAAGGUCAUGUCGAUUUUUUUAAAUGGGACACCUUAUUUUUGAUUCCAGAAUCU
This is a messenger RNA of Mycetomoellerius zeteki, 2222 nucleotides long. It is a transcript of the gene shu, whose product is annotated as shutdown. The coding region runs from base 539 to 1873 and encodes 444 amino acids. NCBI's taxonomy places the organism in Eukaryota, Metazoa, Arthropoda, Insecta, Hymenoptera, Formicidae. Gene Ontology annotation, cellular component: cytoplasm. Gene Ontology annotation, molecular function: Hsp90 protein binding; peptidyl-prolyl cis-trans isomerase activity. The record is from RefSeq and is a predicted model, not a curated record. The transcript has 8 exons. Gene Ontology annotation, biological process: spermatogenesis; piRNA processing.